Molecule: messenger RNA, 3844 nt
Organism: Prinia subflava (tawny-flanked prinia)
Lineage: Eukaryota; Metazoa; Chordata; Aves; Passeriformes; Cisticolidae
Gene: MSLN
Product: mesothelin
Exons: 29
Coding region: 104-3442 (1112 amino acids)
Biological process (GO): cell-matrix adhesion
Cellular component (GO): cell surface
Source: RefSeq, a predicted model, not a curated record
CCCGGCGGGCGCGGUGAAAAGGCGCCCGCGAUGCGCGGAGCCCGCCCGGCAGCACCGGCAGCACCGCUGAGCUGAGGUGGCUGUGCCCAGGAGCUGUCCAGAAAUGCCUCCUGCGCUGCCGGGGCUGGGGUUCCUCCUGCUGCUGGGGUGGCAGGGAGCUGCUGCUGCUGGGACGGAGCUGUGCUCCAGCUCCCCCGUUGAUGAAUCUGCCGUGUGUGCCUCGGUGCAGAGUGCCAGCCAGGAGCAGCUCCUGCAGGUGGCCCGAGGCCAGAGGUCCCCGUGCAGCCUCACCUUUGGCCAGCUCGCCUGUGCCCAGGGAACUUGGCUCCAGGACCUUCAGGAUGAUUUCCUCAUAUCCUUGUAUUCCUGCCUGGCCUCUAAGCCUCCCACAGCUGUGGAUCCAGAAUAUUCCACCCUGUUCUUUUCCAAAUACGAUGCCGGGAAGCUUUUGGCCUCCCUGACCCUCUUCAGCCAGCAGUUUUCCCGCGUGCCCCUUUCCCUGGAGUGGAGCCUGGUUUUGAUGAACGGUCUGUGGGAGAGGCUGCUGGGGGUGCCGGGGAUUGAGACCCCCCCAGUGCUGCUCCAGUGGCUCCACCGGGGGCUCCGGGCACUCCUGGAGCAGCCCCGGAUCUUCGGCUGCCUCCGUGCCAAGGAUGUGUCCUGUGAGGAAUUCCAGCUGCUGGUGGCUGCUCUGGAUGGAAUCUAUUCCCAGCUCCCUGUGGAGGAGCAGAGGAAUCUUUACUCUGGGAUCAAGCAUUUCCUCACCCAGGAUGGAUCCAGCCAGAAAUGCUACAGUGAGGCUGAUCCUGCUCUGAAUUCCACCUCCUGGUUCCGGAAUUACCUGGGGUCCUUCCUGGAGCACACCACCGUGGAGGACCUGCAGCUUUUUGGGGAUGAGCCAACACUUCAGAAAUUUGCCAGGGAUCCGGUGAACAUGGAGAUGGUUGGGAACCUCACCUUGCUGAGGGAGACUGCUCUGUACUACACCCUGCUGCUGACCUCUGCUCCUGCUCUUCCACUCGCCAGCCUCCCGGACAGGUUGAUUUGUUACCUGAGCCCCGGGGCCGUGAGGAGCCUGAGCAGGGAGGAGGCGCUGGCGCUGGCGCAGAGGCUCGGCAGGAGCUGCCCCUGGAGCAGGGGCACACCUGGACGGCAGGUCGCGUCCUCCCUGCUGAGGGAGCUGGGGGAUUUCUCCCCGGCAGAGCUGCGGGCCUUGGGCCAGGCUGCCCUGGGGCUCUCGGUGUCCAGCAUCCAGCGCAGCCUCCCCGAGGGGCGCCUGGAGGCAGCGCUGCCCGCCCUGGGGCGCGUCCGCGGCUGGAGCGCCGAGCAGGCUGCGGCCAUCGCGGAGAGACUGCUGCGCUCUGGCUACCAGAUCCUGGAUGGCCGGAGCCUGGCAGAGCUGGGGACAUUGGUGGGUGGCCUCAACAGCAGCACGCUCCGCAGUUUGUCCCCAGAAGUUGUCCUGGAGGCCAUCCAGCUGCCAGGCUUCGCCCAGCACGUGGACCUGCUGCCCUCGGCUCUGAAAAGGGCCCUGGUGGAAAAGGUUUCCUCCAGAGUUGACCACCCCGCUGAGCUGGUUAAACUCAUUCCCAACGCUCUGGCCAGCUACAUCCCAAAAUCCCUGCUUGUUUUUGGGGAGGAGAAGCCAAAUGUGCAGGAUCUCAACGAUAAACCAUGGACCAGAGACCAGGCUGCCAUGUUCUUCGCUGAUGUGGUGAAGGCAGAGCCUGACUUCAACAGGCUCUCCCAGUCUGUGCUCCAGGGCUUCACCUGCGCCGCUGCCAGCGCCGUGGGAGCAGGAAGGUUCCAGGAGCUGGCCAAAGCCAUGCGGAGGAAGGAGGUCAGGCUGGGACAGGACCAGCUGAGCUGCCUGCUGAAGAUGGUGACCCUGCACGGGAUCCCCGAGGAUUUGGACACUUAUCCCAAAGAGCUGCUGCUGUUUUUAAGCCCCUCGGACUACGCAGGGAGCUGCAGGCAGUUCUUCCUCAGAGCUGGGAAGGCAAACGUGGAUGUCCUGCCCAGAGAGGCCCCUCAGAGGCAGCAGCUGCUCCUGGAGGCGCUGGAGUGUCUGGGAAUUCCUGGCACACAAAUCAAUGAGGAGCAGGCUGCGGUUCUGGGCCGGCUGCUGUGUGACCUCAGUGGGGACCACAUCAGGAGCUCCGGGGGGAGGCUGCUGGAGGAGCUGAGCCAGUGUGGAUCUUUCCUGCCCGAGCAAGAAGAGGCCAUCAGGGACGUCCUCAGCAGUGGCAACACCACCUUUGGGCCUCCUGCAGCGUGGUCAGCCCUGACCCUGAGCCAGCUGGGCGGGCUGAUCCCCGUGCUGGAUCACAGCAUCCUGCAGCAGAUCCCCAAGAAGGCUUUGGGCACCUGGCUGAGGAACUUUGCCUGGGAUUCCCCCCUGUCCAGGGAGGAGCUGGCCGCCGUCGUCGCCGAGCUCCUGCCCCGCCGGCACAAGCGAGCGGAUGCAGGUUGCCCACGUGACCUGGAGAUAACAGAGGCAGUUCUGGACGAUGAGCUGAUGCCUGCCUACUACACCCCCGAGGAGCUGCGCGCCUGCCUCCGCAACGUGUCCCUGGAAAAUCGCCUCUCCCAGAUCCUCACCUACCCCUUCAGCAUCCCGCAGCUGGCUGUGCUGAAGGAAUACCUGUACGAGAGGUAUCCCAAUGGUUUUCCCGAAAAUCUGCUCUCCAGCCUGGACCCUCUCCUUCCCCUCAUCACCCCGGAGGAGAUUUCCACCUGGAAGAUGAGCUCAGCUGACGUGCUGGCUGCCUUCCUGAAAAGUGAGCCCUCGGAUGCCCUGGCCUCAGCAGCCAUCAAACGCUACGUGGAGCUGGGCAAUGCCCUGAAUGCCACGGCCCUGGAUGCCAUUGGCACGAGAUACGUGUGCCUGCUGAACGCCACCGAGCUGGGCGCCAUCCCCCCCGCCAGCCUCAGGCUGGUGUCUCUGGAUCCUUCAGCCUGUUCACAGGAGACGAAGAACCUCUUGUACCAGAAAGCCAAAGAGGCUUUCUCUGACCAGCACCGUUUACCUGCUUACUACGAGCUGAUCCUGCCUUACCUGGGGGGGGCUCCUGCUGCAGACCUCAAGGCUCUCAGCAAGGACGACGUGAACAUGAACAUCUCCACCUUUGUGACUUUGAGGAGAGAGUCUCUGAUGUACCUGACACCCCGCGAGGUCCAGGGCCUGCUGGGGGUGAACCUGCCCCAGCUGGCCCAGUGGCAGAGCAGGGCUCCUGUCCGGGACUGGAUCCUGGUGCAGAAGCAGUCGGAGCUGGACCAGCUGCACAUCGGGCUCACGGGGGGCACGCAGGAGGGCUACAUCAACAUCGUCACCCCCAGGUUCCCAGCACUGUCCUCAGCCCCUCUGGGGGCCGUGGCCACGGCGUUCCCCCUCCUGCCUGCCCUGCUCCUCAGUCUCCUCGUGGGGUUUGUCCUGUCCUGACCUCCUCGUCCCACCAGGACCCAGGGGACCAGCCUGGGACCUGCUCUGAGACCUGGCACGAGGAGUGCCCAGAGCUCCAGGCAGCUGGCACCAGCCCAGGACUCACUUUUAGGUACUUUUGGCUUUCAAAUCAAUUGGAAACAAACCCCAGUUUUGUCUGAAGAGAAGAUUCCAGACUCACUGACGCAGGAUCUUUGCCUUUGGGACAGCCCAAGCCCAGCUCAGCCCCAAACCACUGCUAAACCCAAUCUUGGUGCUGGGUUUAAGGGUGAGUUCUGCAGGUUAAAAAUGACAUUUCUCAGAGCCUGACCUCGUGACACUGCCAAGACCUCAGGGUGGGAGCGAAGUUUUCCAGCUGCUUGUAAAGAAAUCCUGGAACUGAGUAAAAAUGCCAGAAGCAAA